AUGAAUUCUCAUAAUAUUCGAGUCUUUCAAUCGCAAGAUAUUUUGUGUCCAAGUGAGUUGGGUCAACCUCUUUGCAGUGCUGCUAGUGAAGGCUUAUUUUGGGUGGCUUUUAGUGGAAUUAUCAAAGGAUAUGCUACUCAGACCACUCAAAAGGAAUUUCAGUGCAUGUAUGAAUUUCAGCCUUUGUGGUCCGAAGUGGAUGCGAUUCAUUACUUGCCAGAUAUUCGGAGAGUCAUCACAGUCGAACGAAGACUGACCACUGUUAUGAUGGGGAGUGGUGCUGGUGGACAACAACAACAGCAAGCAACAACACCCACCACACCAUCCACUCAUCAUCAACGAGGAGGAAGUGGGAUCAACAACCAAAAUAUUUCAAACACACCAAGAUCACCAGCAUUAUCAAAUGAUUUUUCCAAUGCUUUAAAAUCUUUUUCAUCAACGUCUGUUGCAACAUCCAGUAAUUAUAAUCAAAACACACAAACAAUUGUCGAACAAUGUUGUAGAAUUUAUCGAUUUGAAUACGAUAAAAAGGAGCGAAAGACCAUCAUUUAUCCAUUUUCACUUCCGAUUCAAAAUUUUGUCUCUACCAAUAGCACAACCACGACCACAACAUUAACUCAAGCAGCGACUUCAGGUACUGCUUCAAAUAGCGAGUUAUUAAUUUCUGUUUGCACCUAUAGUAAUCAAUUGUUGACAUGUGCAAAAGAUGUUAUUUCACUGUGGAAAUUUACCAAUAACAAUGAUACCCCAAUUUGCAUCUUAAAAGUACACACGUCAUGGAAUGUGAAAUGUAUUUCUGUAUUUAACCAGUUUAUUGGAUAUGGUACAGACAGAGAUGUGAGAGUCAUUGAACUCAAGCAAAAAGAACUGGAGCAAGAAAAAACACUGUUGGAAAACUCUCAAGAUGAUGAUAUCAAUGUAAAUAAUGGAGGAAGUACUAACGGAGAAGAGACAGAUGCAGCACAACCUAAUUCUGUAAAUAUAGGAGGUAGUGUCUCUCCCAACACCUCAGAUCAUAGCGAGACUCAGAAAAAGAAAACCUCACGCUUUAAGGAAAUUCAAAAGAGAAUUCAAGCUCAUGUCCAAGAACAAAUUGUUGGGACAAAUGCUGAGAGCCCACAAUCACAAAUAUCACAAGGAGGAAUUAUUACACGUCACCAAUCAUUAAAUCCUCUCAACAAAGGAAUGGCCAUGUACUGGGGCGUAAGUCAGCUUCAUGAAUCUAUUGAUGAAAUUCAAAUACGAUUCGAUAUGGGAACCAAAGAUUUAUUACCUUCUCCUGCCACUCAGAGCUAUAGUGAGUCUGUUCGUGUGAGUGACAAGACCAGUACGAAGAAGGGUACUCAACAAUCUGCAACCAACAUUGCUUAUGAUAUAUUUGGGCAAACUCCAACAGUGGAUCAUCCUGCAUUUGCGAAUCAUAAUUAUAUUGAUAUUUGUGUAAAUCUGCUUCACAAACAUUUUACAUCUGAUGAAAGUCCUCGUUCCAUUCAUUUUCUUCAAAACAUUUCACAAAAGAAAGAUUUCAACCAAAACACAGGAAUGAAGUGCAUAUUAAGCACAUCAACAUGUGGAUACGUUUACAGUUUGUCAAGUCCUCAAUCACUGCUUUGCGAAUUCGAAUAUACCGGAGAAUGUCUAAUGAGUGCUGUAAAUUCUCUAUUUCUCUAUGCCAUUACUCCAGUAGGUUUGGAGGUGUGGAGUGUCUUGGGAGGUAGUAAUGGGUGCUUGCUUCGUUUUCAUCCGUUUAUUGGAUUGAAGAGCGUUUCAGCAACUAAUAACCAUGUCGUUCUCAUCUCCAAGAUAAGUAGCAACGAGAAUGUUUCCAUUGCAGCCUACUACAACCAACAAACAGAUAAGACUGUGCUCAUAUCAGAUAUGAGAAGCGUUGAGAAGGUGAAUCGAAAUGCUUCGCCCUCCAAAGAUUCCUCAAGAAGUGGAAGACUGUUUCCAAUUUUCAAUGCAAGGAAAAAAAAGAGAAGAUAG
This is a messenger RNA of Naegleria fowleri, 1986 nucleotides long. RefSeq lists its product as uncharacterized. The transcript has 2 exons. The record is from RefSeq and is a predicted model, not a curated record. Lineage: Eukaryota; Heterolobosea; Eutetramitea; Acrasida; Naegleriidae. Gene Ontology annotation, biological process: organelle organization. Bases 1 to 1986 code for a protein of 661 amino acids. Gene Ontology annotation, cellular component: cytoplasm.